AUGAGGCGUGGCUCAGAUUCUGGAGGCUAUCCCUAUAGACCUUAUUACCCUAGUGAUAAUGGCUAUAAUACACAACCGCCGAGAUAUCCUCCCCCCAUGCAGCCUUAUUGUGGUCUUCCAUCAGCAUUCGGCCGACCCCCAUUUAAUCACCAAAACUACUAUGCACAAAGCUAUCAACCUCAACCCCACCCCGACCCAAUGGGGAACUGGUGUCCUCAAUAUUUGCCACCAUAUGCUAAUCAAGGAUAUCAGCAGCCAACUGGAAAUCAACGAAUAAUUACUCCAUCAGCUUCCGAUUCCCAUGGCGGUAGAAGCCAAAAUAGGCUCUCAAUUUGGAAAGAGAAGUGCAGUCGAGACCCUUGGGAAAAUGUUAAACCAGUGUCAGUUCCGAGUGGUGGAGAUCGGCUUGUCACAAGCACUGUUAAUCUACGUCAUACGGAUCUUCUAGGAACAGAUUUCAAUAAGCGUUGA
Messenger RNA from Rodentolepis nana, 471 nucleotides. The record is from the annotation of a GenBank genome assembly. Lineage: Eukaryota; Metazoa; Platyhelminthes; Cestoda; Cyclophyllidea; Hymenolepididae.